AAAUUGAAAAGAUUGGAAAUGUAAACUAACCUUAACCUAAAAAUAUCGCACGUGGAUAGAGAAUAGUGACAGAUAUAAUAAUUUUUAAUAAAUUAUUUAAAGGAAUUCUUCCUUUUAAGGGAAUAAUAUUUAGGCAAAAAUGCAGCACGACGAUGUUGUUUGGAGUAUUAUCAACAAAUCAUUUUGUUCGUUUAAAGUAAAUACAAAAUCACAGAGGUUUUGCCGUAAUGAAUAUAACCUCACCGGUUUGUGCAGUCGUGCUUCCUGUCCUCUGGCCAACAGUCAAUAUGCCACUGUAAGAGAGGAAAAUGGUGUUAUUUUUCUAUACAUGCGAACAGCGGAGAGAGUGCAUUUUCCAAAGGAAAUGUGGGAAAAGGUGAAACUCUCGAGGAAUUUCGAAAAGGCGAUUCAUCAAGUGAACGAAAACCUUCUCUACUGGCCUGGAUUCAUAAAAUCAAAAUGCAAGCAAAGAUUCGUGAAAAUAACGCAAUACCUUAUACGAAUGAGAAAAUUGCGUCUUCGACGUCAGAAGAAAAUUGUACCUCUUCAACGGAAAAUUGAGAGACGAGAGAGGAGGCGAGAGGAGAAGGCUCUUGUUGCCGCGAAACUUGACACUGCAAUUGAAAAAGAAUUGAUGGAGAGGCUCAAGAAAGGAGUGUACAAGGAUAUCUACAACUUCUCUCAAAAGGCCUUUGAAAAGGCAGUUGAAGCAGUUGAAGUGGAAGGCGAAAGCGAAGCGGAAAGUGAAGAAGAGGAGGAGAGGGAGAUCGAAAAAGAAGUCGAAAUGGAAUUGGAAGCUGACGAACGAGAAAUUGAGGAAACUGAACACUACGUCGAGGAUGACGACAGUGACGAUGAUGACGAUUAUCAGUACGAAUCUGACGAUCAAGAAAGUGAUUCCGGACUCAAAGAGAAUGUCGAAGUCUCCAGUGACUUUGAAUCCGAAACGAGCGACAUCGAGGAUAUGGCGCCAUCGACGAGUAGAAAAGUGAAGAAUCCUAGAUUCAAUAAGAAAAGCAAAUUUGACAAGAAAACGAAUUCUCGUCCUAAAGUUGAAAUUGAAUAUGAAAUUGAAAGCGAGCCAAGAGAAAGAGUACGAUCGUAAAUUAUUAUUAUUAAUUGUUGUCUUGUAUUAUAACGAAAUAAAUAAUUUCAUAUUUUUAA
This is a messenger RNA of Leptopilina heterotoma, 1164 nucleotides long. RefSeq names its product protein MAK16 homolog A (gene Rbm13). Gene Ontology annotation, cellular component: preribosome, large subunit precursor; nucleolus. The record is from RefSeq and is a predicted model, not a curated record. Gene Ontology annotation, biological process: maturation of LSU-rRNA; maturation of 5.8S rRNA. Bases 140 to 1105 code for a protein of 321 amino acids. Lineage: Eukaryota; Metazoa; Arthropoda; Insecta; Hymenoptera; Figitidae. The transcript has 7 exons.